UCAGCGGCGGAGCUGUGGAGGGUACAGCCGCGCGGCCGAGGGCACAGUGAGCGAGCCGAGUGGAGUGAGAGAAGAGCAGAGCAGCGCCGGGCAGCCCGGGCCGCGCGCAGGGAGCGCCAGCCGCCGCUGCUCACACCUUCCGCGGCCCCCGCGGAGCCUGCCACCGUUCACUCCCUCCCCGCGUCCCCGUCCUGCCGGCCGGCCAGCUCGCCCCGCUCACCACUGUCCUCGCGGAGCUCCGAGGUCACCGGUCCGCGCCUCCGCUCCCUUGGGCCACGCACCGCCUCUACGAUCUCCUCCUUCUUCUCCCCCGGCCGGACGCCUGGCAUCGGGGACCGCUGCCUGACGCGCGAGGCCCAGCUCCACUUUCCGUCCCGCGUCUCCUCCUCCUGCCGCUCUCCCCUUCCUCCAACUCCUAUUUCAACUCCCACGCCCUCUCGCUCCACUCGCGAGCCCCGGGGUCAGCGCCCGCCACUUUUCAUCCCAUCGCGAAGGUGAGAGCGCGUCUGUCCUGCCGGCACCAUGGCACGGUUCGGCUUGCCCGCGCUUCUCUGCACCCUGGCCGUACUCAGCGCUGCGCUGCUGGCUGCCGAGCUCAAGUCGAAAAGUUGCUCGGAAGUGCGACGUCUCUACAUGUCAAAAGGCUUCAACAAGAACGAUGCCCCAACGCAUGAGAUCAACGGUGAUCAUUUGAAGGUCUGCCCCCAGGGUUAUACAUGCUGCUCUCAAGAGAUGGAGGAGAAGUACAGCCUGCAAAGUAAAGAUGAGUUUAAAGCUGUGGUCAACGAACAGUGCAAUAACUUGCAAGCCGUCUUUGCUUCCCAUUACAAGAAAUUUGAUGAAUUCUUCAAAGAACUACUAGAAAAUGCAGAGAAAUCCCUGAAUGACAUGUUUGUGAAGACAUAUGGCCACUUAUACAUGCAAAAUUCUGAGCUUUUUAAAGAUCUCUUCGCAGAGUUGAAACGCUACUAUGUGGUGGGGAACGUGAACCUGGAAGAAAUGCUAAAUGAUUUCUGGGCUCAUCUUCUGGAGCGGAUGUUCCGCCUGGUAAACUCCCAGUACCACUUCACAGAUGAGUAUCUGGAAUGUGUGAGCAAGUAUACUGAGCAGCUGAAGCCCUUUGGAGACGUCCCUCGGAAAUUGAAGCUACAGAUUACUCGUGCAUUUGUAGCAGCCCGUACUUUUGCUCAAGGUUUAGCAGUUGCAAGAGAUGUAGUAAGCAAAGUCUCUGUGGUAAAUCCCACAGCCCAGUGUACCCACGCCUUGUUGAAGAUGAUUUACUGCUCCCACUGCCAGGGUCUAGUGACUGUGAAGCCAUGUUACAACUACUGCUCGAACAUCAUGAGAGGCUGUUUGGCCAACCAAGGAGAUCUUGAUGUUGAGUGGAACAAUUUCAUAGAUGCGAUGCUGAUGGUGGCAGAGAGGCUAGAGGGCCCUUUCAACAUUGAAUCAGUCAUGGAUCCCAUCGAUGUGAAGAUUUCUGAUGCUAUUAUGAACAUGCAGGACAAUAGUGUACAAGUGUCUCAGAAGGUUUUCCAGGGAUGUGGACCCCCCAAGUCCCUCCCAGCUGGACGAAUUUCCCGUUCCAUCUCAGAAAGUGCCUUCAGUGCUCGCUUCAGACCAUAUCACCCCGAGGAACGCCCAACCACAGCAGCUGGCACUAGUUUGGACCAACUGGUUACUGAUGUCAAGGAGAAACUGAAGCAGGCCAAGAAGUUCUGGUCCUCUCUUCCUAGCAACGUUUGCAAUGAUGAGAGGAUGGCUGCAGGAAAUGGCAAUGAAGAUGACUGCUGGAAUGGAAAAGGCAAAAGCAGGUACCUGUUUGCAGUGACAGGAAAUGGAUUAGCCAACCAGAUCAGUAACCCAGAGGUUCAGGUUGACACCAGCAAACAGGACAUACUGAUCCUUCGUCAAAUCAUGGCUCUUCGGGUUAUGACCAGUAAAAUGAAGAAUGCUUACAGUGGGAACGAUGUGGACUUCUUUGAUAUCACUGAUGAAAACAGUGGAGAAGGAAGUGGAAGUGGAUGUGAGUAUCAGCAGUGCCCUUCGGAGCUUGAGUAUAACGCAACUGACCGCUCUGGGAAGAAUGCCAAUGAUAAAGCCAGCCGCGCUGGUGCCCGUAUUGGGGCACAGCCCUACCUCCUCACUGUCUCCUGCAUCUUGUUUCUGAUUAUGCAGAGAGAGUGGAGAUAAUUCUCAAUCUUAGAGAAAAUGUGUUCAUCAUCAAAAAAGUUAAAAGGCACCGGUUAUCACUUUUAUACCACCCUAGUGACUUUGCUUUUCAAAUGAAUGGACAACAAUGUACAGUUUUUACUAUGUGGCCACUGGUUUAAAAUAAUUCUGAAUUUGUUUUUUAUUCAGUUUUGUGGGGAAAAGGGACUUGUACAUAAAGUAAGUUUCUGCUUCCCCAGAAUCAUGUUAAACGUGGCUAGCGGUAUAGGUACAGAACUGUAGUUAGUUGUGCAUUUGUGAUUUUAUCACUCUCUUGUUUUUCUUUAUUGUUUGUUUUUGUUUGUGGGUUUUUUUUUUCCCUUCAGUAAUGAUCUCACCUUAUUUCUUACAAGAAAACCAGGGUUCUUUCUUGGCAUGUAACAUGUACGUAUUUCUGAAAUAUUAAAUAGCUGUACAGAAGCAGGUUUUAUUUAUCACGUUAUCUUAUUAAAAGAAAAAGCCCAACAAGCAGUCAAAUUUACGUUUAUCCCUGUUGUUUUAGUUGCCUUAUCUGGAGAGAAGAGGAGGUGAUUUUCUUUUUUUAUUAUUAAGUUAGGACAGAAUGUGAAGGCACAAGGGGGUUUCUAAUCCACUUGCCAGGUUGUAUUCAAGCAUCAAUACAAGAAAAAUGUUAUGUUUCAUUUCUAGCUGGUGACUGGAAGAGACUGCAGACUACCCCUUUUGGUUGAGUCGAAUUACAUAAAUUAAGAUCACAUAUAGGUUCAUUCCUUGAACCCUCUUAAAGUAUAACCCAUUCAGAAGAUUCUUGAUACAUUUUCCCUAGAAAGAUCUAAGGCCAUACAGGACGUCCCAGUUGUCACAUGUUCACACUUUUUUUUACAGGUGGGUUUUGUUUGUUUUGUUUGUUUUUUUAUUUUGUUUUGUUCUCAUCCAGGCAAGUUAGCAAGCCACUGUGUGCUAGUCUUCAUGUCCAUACAUGAUCCUCUUUGAAUUGGUAUCCCAGUGGCAGAAAAAAGUGACCAAGUAUCUCAUUUGAUUCGCAUUGUUACAGUAUCUGAGAUUUCAAACCCAGCAGUACAGAGAGGAGCUCUGUGGAGGCUAGUUGAAAUUGGAGUGGGUACAGCCAGUGCUCAGGGAAUUGCAUUAACACUUGAGCAAAAUUUUUAUCUGUGCAUUUGUAUUUGCAUUCAUUUUGGGAUUCCAGUUUUUUAAAAGAAUUUCUAAGGUUCUGAUUUGAGUCUUUCGUGCCUAGCCCCCUAUGAUCAGAAAGGCAAAACACUUUCAGUGGUUCAUAGCUGUGUGCUACCCUAUCAACCAAGAGGCCCACUUGGGGGAGAUCUGGGUGUCCAGAUUUUUUUUCAUGUUUUGUGUUUUUGGAGGGGAGGUAGUAGGGGUAGGUAGAGCUGAGAAGAGAACAUCUUAGCAGUGACCCUUAGCCAUGUGGGUGAACUGGCAAACACCGUAUCUUUUUGUCUCAGGCCAAAGACUAACAACUGCCUUGUCCCCUUAGGAAACGUUCCCUUGUGUCCUUACCAAAUGACAGCUCAUAAAACUAUGAGAAUGUGACAAAUCACUUUAAAAAGAGUUUCCAAAAGUCUUCAGAAAGAAGAAAAUUCUGCAAGUCUCUUCCUGCUUUAGACAACCAUUAAGAUCCCAAUCAUUUCUACAGAAAUUAAAACCCACAGAGAGGUUGUUUGUGUUAUUGUUCAAUCUUCAGUUGUAAGAGUAAUUCUCUAUUUUUAUAUUGAAACAUAAUUACUUGAUAGCUCAGGGUCUACAUUUCAUUCAACUUUUUACACCAAAUUCUGCAUAAUGGUCAAAAUGGAAUAUUGGGGGCUGUUGUAAACAGAGGCUUAAUUUUAUUAGAAGUAGCCAGUUAUUUA
Molecule: messenger RNA, 4055 nt
Organism: Pteronotus mesoamericanus
Lineage: Eukaryota; Metazoa; Chordata; Mammalia; Chiroptera; Mormoopidae
Gene: GPC4
Product: glypican 4
Exons: 9
Coding region: 523-2193 (556 amino acids)
Biological process (GO): regulation of signal transduction; cell migration; synaptic membrane adhesion
Cellular component (GO): synapse; cell surface; extracellular region
Source: RefSeq, a predicted model, not a curated record